Molecule: messenger RNA, 8611 nt
Organism: Protopterus annectens (West African lungfish)
Lineage: Eukaryota; Metazoa; Chordata; Ceratodontiformes; Protopteridae
Gene: KAT2A
Product: lysine acetyltransferase 2A
Exons: 19
Coding region: 67-2523 (818 amino acids)
Biological process (GO): chromatin remodeling; positive regulation of transcription by RNA polymerase II
Cellular component (GO): histone acetyltransferase complex; nucleus
Molecular function (GO): histone H3 acetyltransferase activity; protein binding
Source: RefSeq, a predicted model, not a curated record
ACGACCAAACGCACGUAAACAAUUGAAGUCUUGAGACUGGGACCAGUACUAGUUGAAUGGGUUGAUAUGGCAGAUUCUGGGCAGGCCUCUCAGCCCCGAUUGCUGCAGUCGCAACCCAGCGGAAUAGUGCCCAGCUCUGGUAGUACGACCGGCAGCAGUACAACUAGUGGUACUGGAAGUGGAAGCAGUGAUCCUGCCAGGCCUGGUCUUAGCCAGCAGCAGCGUGCCAGUCAGCGGAAGUUGCAAGCUCGAGCUUUCCCCCGAGCCAAAAAACUCGAGAAGCUUGGAGUGUUUUCUGCAUGCAAGGCAAAUGAGUCCUGCAAGUGCAAUGGUUGGAAAAACCCAAACCCUGCUACUGCACCAAGGAUGGACCUACAGCAGCCUGCCGCCAGCCUGAGCGAGCCCUGUCGCAGCUGUGGACAUGCAUUAGCGGAUCAUGUUUCUCAUUUGGAGAAUGUAUCAGAUGAUGAGAUCAACCGUCUGCUGGGAAUGGUGGUGGAUGUAGAAAAUCUCUUCAUGUCUGUACAUAAGGAAGAAGAUACGGAUACAAAGCAGGUUUACUUCUACCUGUUUAAGCUUCUGCGGAAAUGCAUCUUGCAGAUGAGCCGUCCAGUUGUUGAAGGAUCCCUUGGCAGUCCUCCAUUUGAAAAACCUAAUAUUGAGCAGGGGGUUCUAAAUUUUGUGCAGUACAAAUUUAGUCAUCUUCCUCCAAAAGAGAGACAGACAAUGUAUGAGUUAUCCAAAAUGUUCCUUCUCUGCUUGAAUUACUGGAAACUGGAGACACCAUCACAGUUUCGGCAGCGGUCUCAGAAUGAUGACGUUGCAGCUUAUAAAGUCAAUUAUACCAGGUGGCUUUGUUACUGUCAUGUACCACAAAGCUGUGACAGCCUUCCUCGAUAUGACACUACGCAGGUCUUUGGUCGGAGUCUUCUUAAAUCGAUCUUCACAGUUACACGACGUCAGUUGCUGGAGAAGUUCAGAGUGGAGAAGGACAAGCUUUUACCUGAGAAAAGAACACUUAUUCUUACACAUUUCCCAAAAUUCCUGUCUAUGCUUGAAGAAGAAAUUUAUGGUGAAAACUCCCCAAUUUGGGAAUCUGAUUUCACAGUACCCACUGCAGAUGGUACACAACUGGGAACUCAACCAGCACCACUUCCUACAGCAACUGUGCAAAGCACACCAGCGUAUACCAAAAACCUCAGCAGUACCUCAACCCUGACAUCUAUGAGUGUGGACAGCCAUGCCACAGAUCCAGUACCAGGAGAAAAGAGGAAACUUAAUGAUUCUUUGACUCUGGAGGAUGCUAAAAGAAUCCGUGUUAUGGGUGAUAUCCCAAUGGAGCUUGUAAAUGAAGUGAUGUUAACAAUUACAGAUCCUGCAGCCAUGCUGGGUCCAGAACAUCUUUUACAAAGACCACGCAGCCCAAAGGGUUUCCAGACCAGUUUACUGUCUGCAAAUGCUGCUCGAGAUGAAACUGCUCGCUUGGAAGAGAGGAGGGGAAUAAUUGAAUUCCAUGUUAUUGGAAACUCUUUAUCUCAGAAGUCAAACAAAAAGAUUUUGAUGUGGUUGGUUGGACUGCAGAAUGUUUUCUCUCAUCAACUUCCAAGAAUGCCAAAAGAAUACAUCACUCGUCUUGUUUUUGAUCCAAAGCACAAGACGCUAGCCCUGAUUAAAGAUGGCCGUGUGAUAGGAGGAAUCUGUUUCAGAAUGUUCCCCACACAGGGUUUCACAGAGAUUGUAUUUUGCGCUGUAACCUCUAAUGAGCAAGUUAAGGGUUAUGGAACUCACCUGAUGAACCACCUGAAGGAAUACCACAUAAAGCACAACAUCCUAUACUUCCUGACCUAUGCAGAUGAGUAUGCCAUUGGCUACUUCAAAAAGCAGGGGUUUUCAAAAGAUAUCAAAGUUCCUAAGAGCCGGUACCUUGGCUAUAUUAAGGAUUAUGAAGGGGCGACAUUGAUGGAGUGUGAACUAAAUCCUCGGAUUCCGUACACAGAACUUUCUCACAUCAUCAAAAAACAGAAAGAGAUAAUAAAGAAGCUGAUCGAAAGAAAGCAAACACAGAUCAGAAAAAUAUAUCCUGGCUUGCCAUGCUUCAAAGAAGGUGUUCGACAGAUCCCCAUAGAAAGCAUUCCAGGAAUUCGUGAAACUGGAUGGAAGCCAACUGGGAAGGAAAAAGGGAAAGAAUACAAAGACCCAGAUCAACUGUAUAACAUUCUAAAGAACCUGUUGGCACAAAUCAAAGCUCAUCCCACCGCAUGGCCAUUCAUGGAACCAGUAAAGAAGUCUGAAGCACCUGACUAUUAUGAAAUAAUUAGGUUUCCAAUUGACCUCAAGACUAUGACAGAACGGCUUAAGAAUCGAUAUUACGUUACCAAAAAACUGUUUAUAGCUGAUCUGCAACGCAUAAUUACUAAUUGUCGUGAAUACAACCCACCAGACAGUGAAUACUGUAAAUGUGCCAAUGGCUUAGAGAAGUUUUUCUAUUUGAAACUAAAGGAAGCGGGCUUAAUCGACAAGUAAAAUGCAGUAGGAGGACAUAUCAAGACAGGAACUGAAUUUGUCUGUGACUGUUGAGGAAGCACCUUUGCAAAGAUUCCUGCUGCCAGUGUCCAGUUCUGGUUAGAAAGAAAAUGUACAGAAGGUGGAAUUUAACUACUAUUAUCCUAGUGUGGCAGAGAACUGGUUGUAGGUGGAUAAUUUUGGGAAAUGUGUAAACUGAAAUUAUCAUCCUUACUUGCAUAACGCAAUACUGAAAAACAGAUGAAGACAAAGAUGGAUUAUUGUCGGAAAUUGUUUUUUAAUAAUGACACCUGCCCUGAUUUUUCUGAAACAUUUUUAUCAAAGUUACAUGUGAUGUAAAUGUCACAACUACUUGCAGAAAGUACACUCUUUUUUUUUUUUAAAUCCCUUGGAUUCACAUUGAUUGAGGUAUAAUUCUCAGUAGCUGUUUCAGGUGUUCAGUUGUAUAGAGUUCACAGUGGGUGAAGGGGGAGAGAUAAGCUUAGAGAUUAUACUUGGCUUACACAACACAGCAGAACUGACGGUUAUAACAAGAAGCUAAAGAUGUUCAACAUUUAGUUGCAGUAAUCUAAGCUAUAUAGAUUGUAUUCAUGGCUGGGAUAUGACAGCAGUCCAGAUUUCAAAGCUUUAGGGCACCUUCCACACACCCAAACCUUCAGAGGCUCAUUAGAGAUGUAUAAGAGACAGUUUGGGCACUGAAAGCUUCAGAGCUUUUUUGCCACUGAAGUGCUUCACCUGUGCAGGCUUUGUGGAUUUGACGGUCAGCUAGUGAUCUUUGGGGUUGGGCAUAUGAACCCCCUUCUGGAGAAAACCUUCCACCACUUAAUUUUAUACUGUGAAUUUUUUUUUUAUUUUAUGCAAAGAAAUGCUUUUUUAUGGGACUGCUAUGUUGCUGAGGAGAUUUUUUUACUUGUGUAAUAUUUAUGAGACAUAACUGUAAAAAAAAAAUAUUUUGUUAAUAUAGACUACCUGCUUGUGGCUUUUGCUGCAUUUUGGGACAGUCAAGGAAAAUUUACUUCAGAACCUUAAUUUACCUUUCAGAAGGUUUACCAACUACCAUCUUCAAUAUGGACCAAUCGUCAGCCACCAUGGAUCUUGUUUCCCCAAUCUGGAAGAAGAGGGAAGUUGUUAAUGAGUCUUUGAUCAACUCCAUCACUGCCUCAGCUGUGACCAAAACUGUUUCCUCAGACCUUCCAUCUUUUUUGCUCCUAGUCCCUCUGGUGUAGUUCCUUGGGGUGCAACUAAAGACUGGGAAAUUGGUAUGUCCUCUCCAGCUGUAGGAUUGCCUUCACAAGGCAAAAGAUAACCACUCUUGUCGGGCUUUUGGAAAGGAGUGUGUGAAGGUUUACUGAUUAGCCGGAUAAGGUGCCCGAUUCCCAGGCUUGGGCUUCUGUCAUGGGUUGGUCCUCUUCCAGGAAGUCUCUCGUUAAGAUAGAGCAGAUAGGUAAAAUUGGUAAAAUUUGUUUUUUCUCCUGUUUCUUGAAGUAUGGACAGUGAAGAUUUGCUGGGAUUUGUUAAGGGGCCACCCUCUGCUUUUAAUAUGUUAAUUCCUGGUUCCUUAUUACAUUGUAAUUGAAAAAGAAAAAGUUGUCCCUCAAGAGUCUGACAGUGAUUUCCAUUUAAUGAAGGAAGGGUGUUAUUCUUCAGUUAAUUCUCAUCUAGCUUAAGAUUCUGAUCUGAGGAAAGUGUUUCUUCAGAUUUCCUUCCAGAAAAAUUAUCUUUUUUUGAUACUGUUAACAAAAUAAGAAAAUUAUUUCAUUGAUAAAAAAAAAAAAUCAAAUCCCUGUGUCCCAGAAAAUGUGUUAUGGUUUAUUAUAACUGGAGUUUUCAUAACCUGCCAUUCUUCUUCCUGUGUUGUCUGCCUUUGACGAUGUUUUCUUAGCUUGCAUUCUGCCGAAGAGUCAGCCUUCCAAAAAAGUUUGGCAGGUACUAUAUUGUACCUCAGAAAAAAAUUCUUGUUCUCCACCCCCAGAUCAAAUCUGUAGUUAUGAAUUUACGUCUUCUGCUGUGAAACAUAUUGUGAAUGCUGUCAAGGAUGGAAACAGUUUUGAAAGAGCUGAGGAGAGUUUAUUCUUCUGCUUCCUUAAUUCAGAACUUUGAAUUACCAGGUUCAUAUGCAAAAAUUUGUCUGGCUUUUGAGAACGUCAGAAAGUUAACUGUUAACCUUCCUACUUCCGAGGUUAAAACAAGAUAUUUACUAGCUUCUUCUGAGAACAUGAGAAAAUUGACUUUAACCUUACUACUUCUGAUGUUAAAACUUCUUUAAAUACGUUAACCGUAUCUGCUUCUCAACUAACCAGCACUCUUUAAUGUGCUCUUAUUCUUCUAAUGCUAGUGUUUCCAGAGCUGCUGCUAUUGAUUUGAUUGUAAGAUUUGUUUGGUUAUGUUCUCAAAACGUACUAGAAGAUGUUAAAGCUGAGAUUUUGAAUUCUGUCCUGGACAAAGAUUUGUUGUUCGGUCUCUCUGCUGCUGAUUUCCUUCAAUAAAAUGAAUGAAAGACAGAAACUGAUUCAAUGAAUCAGUCAUAUUUUUCAAACUUUCUUUUCAAAGUUUAGUAAAAACUUUCCUUCCUUUUCAGGAUCCUUUUCCAGAAAACUGAACAAGCAGUCUCCACAAAGUUUUAGCAAGAAAAAUUUUAAAAAAAAAAGUGUCAAGGAGACUCAAAGAAAAAAGCUUGAGCCUUCCAAGGCCAAGGGCAUUCACUAUUUGUCAGGGUCGGGAAAAGAAAAGAGGAGACCAUCUUUCAAGUAUAAUCAAAUGUCAGUAAAUAAAGAAAUAUUUGCCUGUGUCUAAGCCUCCAUGUUUCACUGUGGCAUCAGAUUAUCUCAGACAGCUGAGUUCUAACCAUUAUCCAAUAAGAGUACUGAAGGCAGUGGCAAUUCCUUCCCUCUUUCCAGGGGAUUAGUCCCCAUCCUGCACACCAGAAGUCCCGGUUUCCUUCUAUUUUAGAGCAAGUGUUGGUUCAGGGUAUGAUAGAACAUGUGUCCACAGCUCAGAUGGGCAACAUGUUUUUUUUUUUUUUUUUUUCAAGGAUUUUUUGGUGCAAAAAAAAAAAAUAAAUAAGGAAUAUAGAAACCAGUCAUAGACUUCUCCUCUCUCAAUCUUUUUUCUUCCCUUUUUUGUCAGGAUUUCAACAUUCAAAAUGUUAACACUUUAAAAGCGAUGUUACCUGUCAUGGUUGUCAUGCAGCUUCAUGGAAACAUUGCACUUAAAGAAGCUUAUAGUCACUUGCUGAUUUGCAAGGAAUUCAGGUCUGAUUUUAAGAUUUUCUGUGUGUGGCUCACAUUAUCAAUUAUCUGUCUUAUCCUUUGGUCUGAGGCAUUCACAUCUUCCCAUAUCUUGUUGAUUGUCUUAUAUUUGCAGACACAUUUUCUAGUUGACAGGUUCCCUAAUAUGGGUCAUGAAACUGCUGCUCAGUUUGGGGUUUCAACUGCACUUGCAGCAGUCAUCUUUCAUUCCUUCCCAUCACUAGUGUUUCUACUAUGUCUUCUUAAUUCAUCCGUAGGAAGACCCUUUCUUCCACUGGGCAAAGUAGAACUGUACAAAAAAUAUUUCUGGACUUCUCCAGUUGAUUUUAGGUUUCUGCCAGGGAAUUUAUUACAAUUAUGGGUUUACUGGCUUCUAUGAUUCUUACAGUUCCCUUAGCCAGACUUCACAUGAGAAGAAUUCAGUUGUACUUCAGAUGUUUCUGGAAUCAGCAUCAUCACCCUUUGUUUUUUUUCUAUUGCAGUUCUGAGUUUGUCAGAAGUGUGCUUCUUUGGUGGAUGGAUCAGUUGUCUUUCAGUGGUAUGUAGACAAACAAGGGCAUUCCAGAUCUUUUUCUCUUUGCAGACUUGCUAUGAUUGCUUGGGAGGCAACAACUCUGCCCAGUCUUAUUCUUCAGGCUUUAUACAUUCUGUCAGAACAAAAUCUUGUAACAGACAAGCUGAGCUGAACCAGGAUAGACCAUCAUAAACGGAAAUUACACCGGGGGGGGUCUUCCAAGUACACAUCAAAUAGAUCUGUUUGAUUACUUUCAAAACACAGCUAAAGAAAUUCUGUCCUAGGAUUGCUAGGCCUGGAAGACAUAUGCCUCCUCAUUCCCAUGGAUGGGAAUGUUCCUUUCUGCUUUUCUACCCUUUCCACUGAUUCCCAGAGUUAUUUAAACGAUCCAGGAGGACUGUCCAAAGACUGUAGUGGUGACUUUCUGUCCCAGGCAACAGUGGUUCUCCUUUCUGAAAUUGACCAUGGGCAAUGGCCAUAUGCUUUCUCUUUGACUGGAUUUACUCACAAAAAGAAUAAGAGUUAUUUAAUACACCCCUUUCUGAAAACACUUCAGUUGACUGCCUCAGUAUGAGUUCUGAUGCAUUUUAGGAACCUUUUUUUUCUGAAGAAGUGCUGUGAGUAUUAAAUGAGUUGGGAAAAAAAUGCUACUAGAAAAUCGUAUGUUUAAAUGGAAAUUCAUUUUCUAGUUGGUGCCACUUUAAGAACCAGAACCUUUUCAAGACAUGCUUGCCUCUGGUUCUUGGUUAUUUGUGUGAGUUUUUAUCCUCUGCCGUCUUAUUCUUAUGUCAAGAUUUAUCUUUCAUCCAUUUCUGCGUGUCUGCUCCUAGGUCCACCUUUCUACCUGUCCUGAAGUCAAUUUUUGAAAGUGGUUUUACAUGCCACUUGGAAAAUGGGAGCUCCUCUUGGGGUCUUAAUAUUGUGCUUGAAAGGUUGACAUGUCUGCCAUUUGAACGAGCUCAUCAGGCAGAUUUAAGAUUCUUAACAUGGACAGCUGUAUUAGUUAUUGUUAUGACAUCUCAAGAAGAGUAUCUUGAGUUACAAAUAUUUAUGAUAAGUGAACCCAACUUAUUUUCCAUAAGGACAGUUUUUUUUGAGAACUAAUUCUUCUUUUAUGCCUAAAGUAGUUUCAUAGUUUACUUUAAAAACAUACUGUUCAUCUUCCUGUAUCCUUUCCAGGACCUAAAAAGGACAGAGAAAGAAUUCUAAGUAUUGUGGAUGCCUACAGGCAGCUCAGAUACUGCUUGUAGAGAAUUAAACUAUUUAGGAAAGCCGAUCAGCUGUUUAUCACCUAUGAUGGUAAGAAGAAAGGACAAACCAGUGUCAGGGCAGACAGUUUCCAGAUGAUUGUCUCAUGCAGUUUCUGUCUGCUAUGCUCACCUUAGUGAGCCACUUGUAGGAAGGAUUAUGGCUUUGGCUUCAUCUGUGGUUAUUGCAAAAGGGUUGAUUCUAGAAAUUUAUGGACACUGUAGCUUGGCCCCUCUAUGCAUAAUUUUACAAAGCAUUACAAACUAGAUUCCUUUUAUACACUGCAUUACAAACUAGAUUCUUUUUCCACAUCCUGAACACACUUUGCAAGCACCAGUCUCCCUGGGAUCAAGGAUUCUUUUUCUUCCCUACACGUGUAUAACCUUUAGUAAUUUACCCUGGUCUGCAGUAUCCCUACACGUGUAUAACCUAUAGUAAUUUACCCUGGUCUGCAGUAGUGGUCUAAAUGUUAAACAUUGUACAGUUGUGUAAGUAAAUUUACUAGCAGUAAGGAUUCUGUUAGGUCACUGUUGCAGUAUCCUUCCCCACCCUGCAGCCCCUUACUUUUUUUUGUAUGUAUUAACCGUGUGGUGUUGCAUGUUUGUAUGUGAUAUUGUUUGUAUGUAUGUACACCCCUGUGUAUACAUAUGAGAGUAAGCUAUAUUUUUAUUUUAAAUUUGGGUGUUCUGUUUCUAGCUGUUUUCCUUCCAGGGCUGUAGCAUCCACUCUUGGGGUAAGAAAACUCAAGCGUUCUAUGCCCAAACUGCCCCCUAACUGGCUCUGCUGAGGCCAGUGGAAGUUUGAGUACAUGAUAGAGGACCUAAAAAUGGCUUGUGGUCAUAUCCUAUGCAAGGAUAUAAUCUGUAGAGAUUAGGCUACUGCAACAGUAAUCUGUUAAAAUAUCUGGUAACUUUAUUUAUAAAAGAAAGUACAGCUGUGUAAGUAAAGUUGUUAGCCAAGUGUUGCAUUGUAGUAAAAUAGUAAGGAACUACGAGUAAUCAUGUCAGUGAUGUGCCAUACAGGCUGUGGUGCUGCAGAGAUAAUGAUACAGGAUAGUAAAACAUAAUUUCCAAGCUUU